GACUUACUGUCGCACACACGCUAGUUUACUGGUACACUCUCUCCAAUGCUAAAAACAAGGAGGUUGUUACUAGAGUAUAAAGUAUCUCUGGUCAUACCCAUAAACCCUCGCUGUGAUCUGGAAGCAGUUCGUGCACCCGCGGCUCGAGUGUCAAGCACAAGCAUCAUGGCUCUUCGUCGGCUCUUCCAGCUGUCGUCUCUCUUUCGUUCAGCAGUGACCAUCACCCUUCGCAGGAACAUCGGACUGUCCGCUGUCGUCUUUAACAAGGCCAAAGACCUGGAUCCUGUACAGAAACUCUUCUUGGACAAGAUCAGAGAGUACAACACCAAGAGCAAGUCAGUUGGUGGUGUGGUUGAUGCUGGACCGGCCUAUCAGAAGAACCUGAUGGAGGAGAUGACCAAACUACAGCGAUUAUAUGGAGGUGGAGAUCUGACCCAGUUCCCACAGUUCAAAUUCCCAGAACCCAAACUUGAGGAGGUGACGACUAAAUGAAUAUCAGGAUGUCAGAACAAAACCCUGAUGGAGAGAUUGUGAAGUAGAUAUUUAAUAAAAGACCUUGGUUUAAAAGUC
This is a messenger RNA of Myxocyprinus asiaticus (Chinese sucker), 570 nucleotides long. RefSeq names its product ATP synthase peripheral stalk subunit F6 (gene atp5pf). Gene Ontology annotation, biological process: proton motive force-driven ATP synthesis. The coding region runs from base 46 to 492 and encodes 148 amino acids. The record is from RefSeq and is a predicted model, not a curated record. The transcript has 4 exons. Gene Ontology annotation, molecular function: proton transmembrane transporter activity. Lineage: Eukaryota; Metazoa; Chordata; Actinopteri; Cypriniformes; Catostomidae.